This is a messenger RNA of Symbiodinium sp. CCMP2592, 1941 nucleotides long. The record is from the annotation of a GenBank genome assembly. Lineage: Eukaryota; Dinophyceae; Suessiales; Symbiodiniaceae.
AUGGACGAUGCCCUUCAGACCCGUAAGAACCUUGACAAACUUGUUGCGAAGCUCAAGAAAGACAAAGGCAACGCGGGGACCCUUUGUUGCAUAAAUGCAAACCCAAGCCGCGGAUCCAGGAAGCUUUCUGCCACAAACCAGCAGCCCAGGGACAUCGCCAGCAUGGAGGAGUGCAUCUCCAAACUGGGAUCGCUUUACGACGAUCUUGCCGGAAUCCAGGCCGAGGUUCCAGCGAAGGAUAUCGUGAACAGAGCGAAAGCCUCCGCAAAAGAUGGAGAUGUUCUGUGUAUUACGGGCAAAUCUGUGGCGGCUGUUUCUGCGGGCAACGAGGAACGUGGUUUGUAUGGGGCUUUGUUGGAAACGAGGCUGCUUGUAAACAUUCCGUGGUCCUAUGUGAAGAUCGGAGAAGGUUGUCUCAGCGAGCACCCCUGUUUCAAGCCUAAAGACAUCAUUCAUGCCCUUGCUGAAUUGGGGAAGUUUGAUACUGUGAUUGGGACUCCGGUUGACGCUUCGGCCGCUGUGCUAGCUGAUUUCUGGGAGAACUUCACAAGGCAGUUUGAGCACCCGGUCACUGCAGAUAUUCAAUCUGGAAAGCUGAAUCCUGCUUUUUUGGUGCCCAUCAAUAUUCAUGGAGAUGGUGGAAGAACUUAUAAGAAGUCUGAACUCAUGGUAUUGCAGCUUCAAUCUGCCAUCGGGGGUGGCUCCAGGCUGAGUGGGCAAAAGCGGAAGCUGCCUUCGGGAGCUGAAGAAGCCGACUACAACCUGAGUGGGCAUAGUCUUGCCACUCGAUAUUUGAUGAGUUGUCUCCAUAAGAGGCAUUACAGUGAUGACCCUACACCCCUGCUUGAGCUCCUGGGCUGUGUUUCGGACUGGCUUGGGGACUUGUACGACAACGGCUACGAGUACCGAGGCCAAGUUUGGAGGUUUGUUCCAAUAGGCCUGAAAGGCGACUUGGUGUUUCAUGCCAAGGCUGCUAGCCUAGAACGGUCGUUCAGUCGUGUUCGCAAACGGAAGGAGACUCCUAAAUCGAAGCCUUUACAGGGCUGCUGCCCGUGGUGUUUAGCAGGAACCCCAAACGUGGCUUUUGAGUGUUUUGACAAAGAGGCUCCCUGGAUACAAACUUCGGGGGCUCGGAACCCAGUACCUUGGACAGAGACCCCUUCGAUCCUGAGAUCGAUCCCGGUCAGCGCGGACCAGCCGUCUUUCUUGAAACCCGAUUUAUUUCACAUUUUGCAAAUGGGAGCCUACAAAGAAUUCGCGGCGAGUGGACUCUGCCUACUGUUGCCUUUCUGUGGCGGUAGCUCUCAGGACGAGAAUAUGGCUACGAUGAACCAGUACCUUGUGAACUAUGUCAAAGAAACGAAGUCCCCGCUUCACAUGCCAAAGCUCUCGCUGGAAAUGAUUGGUGCCAAGACCCCCACCGUUUAUGCUUCUGGGGGCUGGAACAAAGGCCAAGAUUCAGUGGUUUUGAUGGGCUUCGUUGAGUGGCUGAUUGGCAAGCUGCCUGUCGAUGCUUUUCAAAAACCCUGGAAAUACCUGGCUGAGGGCUGCAGAUCAAUUGCGUGUGCGAUGAAGAUUUUGCAUUCGGCCGCUGCUUUUAUGCCUAAAAGCAGUGCCCUGGAGGCAGCCGAGGCUGGAUAUAGAUUCUUGCUCUGCUACGCGAACUUGGUCAAAUGGUCGGUUUCCCAAAAGAAACUUCUGUUCAACCUCAUACCCAAACUGCACUAUCUGCAUCACGUGCUGGUGGAACUGCGGGCGACGGGUUUGAACGACCGAAUUGCCCGUGUUUUCAACCCGAUGUGCAACUGCACAUCACAGUGCGAAGAUUUUAUUGGCCAUAUCGCACGGCUGAGCCGUCGUGUAACCCCAAAGCACCCGCAUACACGUGUUCUGCGACGUUAUCAGGCAGCCCUUGCUGAUAAAAUGGGAUUGCUGAAGUGA